Haemonchus placei is the source of this 264-nucleotide messenger RNA. Lineage: Eukaryota; Metazoa; Nematoda; Chromadorea; Rhabditida; Trichostrongylidae. The record is from the annotation of a GenBank genome assembly.
AUGACUCUAUCGUUUGAUGAAGCUGCCACUAAGGUGAAGUCAUUGAAGACGUCACCAUCAAACGACCAACUUUUGGAGCUAUACGCUCUAUUCAAACAGGGCACAGUCGGUGACGUCAACACCGACAAGCCUGGCAUGCUCGACCUGAAAGGAAAAGCCAAAUGGAGCGCAUGGGAAGGCAAGAAAGGAAUGAGCAAAGAUGAUGCCAAGAAAGCCUAUGUUGAACUGGUUGAAAAGCUUAUCGCUGCCAUUGGUCUCGCUUAA